Molecule: messenger RNA, 561 nt
Organism: Closterium sp. NIES-65
Lineage: Eukaryota; Viridiplantae; Streptophyta; Zygnematophyceae; Desmidiales; Closteriaceae
Source: the annotation of a GenBank genome assembly
AUGGUGAGGGGCAGACACAGGCUGCAUUGCAUGCUGGGGGAUGAAGAGCCUGUUGGCAUGGGGGAGCCUGUUGGCAUGGGGGAGCCUGUUGGCAUGGGGGAGCCUGUUGGCAUGGGGGAGCCUGUUGGCAUGGGGGAGCCUGUUGGCAUGGGGGAGCCUGUUGGCAUGGGGGAGCCUGUUGGCAUGGGGGAGCCUGUUGGCAUGGGGGAGCCUGUUGGCAUGGGGGAGCCUGUUGGCAUGGGGGAGCCUGUUGGCAUGGGGGAGCCUGUUGGCAUGGGGGAGCCUGUUGGCAUGGGGGAGCCUGUUGGCAUGGGGGAGCCUGUUGGCAUGGGGGAGCCUGUUGGCAUGGGGGAGCCUGUUGGCAUGGGGGAGCCUGUUGGCAUGGGGGAGCCUGUUGGCAUGGGGGAGCCUGUUGGCAUGGGGGAGCCUGUUGGCAUGGGGGAGCCUGUUGGCAUGGGGGAGCCUGUUGGCAUGGGGGAGCCUGUUGGCAUGGGGGAGCCUGUUGGCAUGGGGGAGCCUGUUGGCAUGGGGGAGCCUGUGGCAUUGGGGAGCCGUAAAUGA